Daphnia magna is the source of this 2060-nucleotide messenger RNA. RefSeq names its product chromobox protein homolog 2 (gene Pc). The transcript has 4 exons. The record is from RefSeq and is a predicted model, not a curated record. Bases 264 to 1787 code for a protein of 507 amino acids. NCBI's taxonomy places the organism in Eukaryota, Metazoa, Arthropoda, Branchiopoda, Diplostraca, Daphniidae.
GCAGUUGUGUGGAACGCAAGUCGCGCAUCUGUUGUUGUGUUUGUUGUGCGUUAGUGUUUCUGUGUCUCGGGAAAAAAGAAAAAGAAAAAGAAAAAACUUCCCUCGGAUAACUGAGAUAAAAAAAAAAAAAGAAAGACAAGAAAGACGUUAUUGUCGUUAGGCUUCCUGUGUUUGUGUAAAUUACGAUUGAUUGCCUCGUUUGAAGUUUACUGGAUAUAUUGUCAAACGGUUUCCCUCAAACAUUCUCAAAACUGGAUUCCAAAAUGGAGCUGUCGAAUGUGGGAGACAGGGUGUUCGCCGCCGAACGAAUUCUUAAAAAGAGAAUUCGAAGGGGCCACCCCGAGUAUUUGGUGAAAUGGAAAGGUUGGAGCACGAAGCACAAUACGUGGGAACCAGAAGAAAACAUACUGGAUGGGCGUCUUCUAGAAGCCUUCGAAAGACGAGAACGAGAAGCAGCCACAUUCAAAAGAGGACCAAAGAAAAAGUCGGAUCAGCAAUUACAGCAGCAAUCAAGCAGCGGUGGGAGAUCGAAUCGUGAUAGGCGGCUAAGUACCUCAUCGUCUUCUGAAGGUGAUUCAGACGACGGUGAAUCCGGCUCGAGUAGCAGUUCGAGUAGUAGCAGUGGCAGUGAAGAAGAAACGGAUAAGGAACCGGUUGUUACGUCCCCAGUUGUUACGUCUCCCCCUGCACCCAUAACAGUUAAAGAGCCUGAGAAAAAAGUGAUAGAAAAACCGUUGUCAUCUCCCCCAAGUUGUCGAGCAGCAGCAACGGCAGCUGGACCUAAAAUUGCAUCGGCUUUCAGAGUGGAAAGGUCGGUCAGUUCGUCUCAAACGCCGUCGAACGACUUGAAAACAAACAAAUCUGAUUUGACUAAAGAAAAGAAAAAGGACAAGGAAAAAGAGAAAGAAAAGGAAGAAAAAAAAGAUUCGUCUGGCACCAAAAGGAAAGCCGAAGUGCUUAGCGAUAAUGGCCGAGUCGGUGUUACCAUUUCGACGACGUCACUAGACCGGUCCAGGAGUCCACGAAGCCCCAGCGGACAAAACGGAAACAGUCCACUAUCUCCUACAGCCAAAGUUCCUCGACUGGCACCUACUACACCAACACGUGCUCCUACCGACCCAGCUACCUUGACUGUUGCAGGAAACCCCGCCACAAUCACCAAAGAGCCUCACGUCACAUUGUCUAUUUCAUUAUCGCCCAAUGGAGAAGCAGUGGCUCGUCCAGGAUUGGACUGGCGGGAAAGAUCCAACCAGCCAACCAACAAUACACCACCGCAACGAUCGUUGUCACAAGAUGAGCAAUCGGCUAAAAUGGCGCUACUGUCACUGCAACGUGGUGCUAACAAGUACUCACCGAGUUCGCCGGCAAGUCGGUCCACUUCGCCUACUAGACCUGCACCCGUUCUUUCACCUGCUUUACCUGGAGAAUCAGCUCAUCCACCGAGCAGCAGUAGCAGCCUCAAUUCGUCGAAACGUUCCGAGCAGACGGGUGGAAGUUUGUCGGAUCAGGAGAAUGUCAACCAAAACGGGCAUGGUCCUAAUGGUCGGAAGCAGUCAGCACCUUCAUCGACGGAUCACCUUUUGACACCAAGUCUUGACUAUUGGCACCGUAAAAACCCAUUGGUCGACCAGAUCUUCAUCACAGACGUGACGGUCAACAUGAUGACUGUCACCAUUCGCGAGUGCAAAACUGUGUCUGGUUUUUUCCGUCACAGGCCGAAUGGCGCCAGUGGCAGUGCAGACAAUGGCAACACUAGCGACAAUGCAACAGAGGCCGAUGGUAAAUAAAGAAAAAUAACAAAAAUAUCUCUAAUUAAUAAUUUUUUUUCACGCAAAGCAGAGCAGUGUUGUGUUAUACGACGUAAAAAAAUCAAUUGUGAAAUUCCAAUAUUUCUUUAAAAUUAUUUUUGCGAUUUAAUAUGUUUUGCUCCUAAUUAUGGUUAUUAUAUCAGUUGAGUUACGAAUGGAAAAGCAAAGGAAUGAAAACGAUGACUGUUAUGGCCCACCCAUGUUUUUCUCUUUGCAACCUAAUAAAACCGGAUUGUUCCGGAAUUACUGAAU